This is a messenger RNA of Effrenium voratum, 768 nucleotides long. Lineage: Eukaryota; Dinophyceae; Suessiales; Symbiodiniaceae. The record is from the annotation of a GenBank genome assembly.
CUGGCAUUCCUUUGCCCGAGCCGAUCUGCUUUUCCACUGCGCCAUGGUCAUACCUUUGCCCGCCAAUGAGAGCAUCACAGCUCUGCCGGAUGAGGCCCGGCGGCUUCUCGCGUCCACCAAGUACUUUGUCUUCGGCCUUUGGGCCUUCAGCAUCGUCCUGGGCAUUUUCUCACCUUUGAGUGCCAUUAGCACUUGGUGCCUGGCCAUUUUCGGGACUUAUCUUCUUCAUGAGGACCCGCAAAUGAGCUCCUGCUAUGAUGCAAUCCGCUCUAGCGCCAUUGGCCAGUGUUGCGGCACCGGUGGACUCAGGAUGCUGAUGCCUUUCUUCCUGUUGGGCUCCAUCAACUCCAUGGUGGAUGCGGCAUCCCUGAUCCAGUUCUUCAGCACCUACGGUUGGAAGACCUUCGAGAUGAUCCCAGUUGACGCCCUGCUGGGGAUUUUCCUCUGCGAGCUGUCCUGCAGCAUCAUCAGCUACCGGGUCUUGAAGCUGGUCUUGCCCACGGGCCCGCUUGCAGAUGGCUACCAGGAGCUGGCGAACGGGCCGGCGCAAGCAGGUCGUCCGGGUCGGCCCUUGGGCGGCGCCGGGCCUGGAGGCGUGGUGCCGCAGCAGCCUGCCUGGAAGCCCUUCCAGGGAACCGGCCACAAGCUGGGCGGAUAGGCCAAAGGGGUUUCUGAGCCGAUCGGCCGAAAGGGGCGUGAGCGAGCCUUAGCCGGUGAAACGAUGCUCACCAUGAAGGUCCUCUACUUGACAUUUUGGGAUGUUGGCCA